GCACUGUCGCCGGCGGCAGGGCCGAGAGCAUCAGUCCUUGUCAGAGCUGCUCUAGGAGCGCUGCCUCACCUCGGGGCCGGGCGCCCGCGGACCAACUCCCCGCUUCUGCACCUGCCCCCCAGGAGCCUGUGCUGCCAUGGCCAACGCGGGGCUGCAGCUGCUGGGCUUCAUCCUGGCCUUCCUGGGCUGGAUUGGCGCCAUCGUCAGCGUCGCGCUGCCCCAGUGGAAGAUUCACUCCUACGCCGGCGACAACAUCGUGACCGCUCAAGCCAUGUACGAGGGGCUGUGGAUGUCCUGCGUGUCCCAGAGCACUGGGCAGAUCCAGUGCAAAGUUUUCGACUCCUUGCUGAACUUGCCCAGCACUUUGCAAGCCACGCGAGCACUAAUGGUGAUUGGCAUCCUGCUGGGACUGAUAGCGAUCUUUGUGGCCACUGUGGGUAUGAAGUGUAUGAAGUGCAUGGAAGAUGAUGAGAUGCAGAAGAUGCGGAUGGCCGUCUUUGGGGGCGGGAUAUUUCUUGUUGCAGGUCUGGCCAUUUUAGUUGCCACAGCAUGGUAUGGAAAUAGAAUUGUUCAAGAGUUCUAUGACCCGAUGACCCCAGUCAAUUCCAGGUAUGAAUUUGGCCAGGCUCUCUUCACUGGCUGGGCUGCAGCUUCCCUCUGCAUCCUGGGAGGUGCCCUACUCUGUUGCUCCUGUCCCCGAAAAACAACCUCUUACCCAACACCUCGUCCUUAUCCGAAACCUACACCCUCCAGCGGGAAAGACUACGUGUGACCAAGGAAGAUGACACGCACCUGUUGGAACAGACAGAAAGUGGACACUGAAAUAUGAUCCUCAACCUUAAGACUAUUGUCUUGUGACUAUUGCAGUCAGAACUGGGAUAUUACAAAAACAAAACAAAACAAAUGCCCUAAGAUAUUUUUUUAAAUGCAUUGCUAAAAAUGGUCUAGUCUUACUUUAUCUCCUGCCUUAAUACAGGAAGAAUGUCCUGUCCAUUUUUAUUACAGCUUCUCACUGAGUAAUCAUACUCAAAUAGGGGGAGGGAAACGCCUUAAAUACAUAUGGAUAUGUAUAUAGAUGUUUUUCUAGUAAAAAUGUAGAUGGCAAAAACUCUUGCUCUCAUUAUGUUUGCACCAGCAUACUUAAGCAUCUCUAAAAAGUUGGGACAAUGUGUAUUGAAUACGAUACUCAUUAAAGAAGCAGUUGAGUUUUUAA
Echinops telfairi (small Madagascar hedgehog) is the source of this 1213-nucleotide messenger RNA. It is a transcript of the gene CLDN1, whose product is annotated as claudin 1. Lineage: Eukaryota; Metazoa; Chordata; Mammalia; Afrosoricida; Tenrecidae. Gene Ontology annotation, biological process: cell adhesion; bicellular tight junction assembly. The coding region runs from base 137 to 772 and encodes 211 amino acids. Gene Ontology annotation, molecular function: structural molecule activity. The transcript is spliced from 4 exons. Gene Ontology annotation, cellular component: plasma membrane; bicellular tight junction. The record is from RefSeq and is a predicted model, not a curated record.